AUGGGUAGCCAAUCUCUGAGUGGUCUCGCCAACAAACUAUUCGUCGGCAACCUUCCUGAGCAUUGCGAUCCCGUCAAAUUGAAGCAAAUCUUUUCGUGCCACAUCCGGGUGACCCAUGUCGAUAUUGUCAAGAACUAUGCUUUUGUGCAUGUACAAGAGGAGGACACACCGCGCAUCGACGAGAUCAUCCGCAAGCUCGACGGCUACCAAUUUGAGGGUCACCUCUUGAACAUGAAAAAGUCGACCUCAAAGAUGCGCGGCACCGUCCUUGGGCAAGAUACCACGUGCUUCCGAUGUGGAUCAGCCAUUCACAAGACCGUUAGCUGUCCACAUGCUGAACCACCGCGCCCUACCGCCAUCGGGUCCACCGAAGUUUUUCGUGUCGAUUUGACGAAACGUCCCUCCGACGGGCUUGGUGGACCUGAGCCCAAGCGCCCGGCUGUGAACACUCCUGUCGACGUUGACCAAGAACUAUCUCAGCCGAUCGACCAUGAGGUGAUACCGGCCUACCAGCAGUACAUGGAAACGCGUUAUAAAUACAUGUAUCUCAAGGACCGUUUGAUUCGGGAGCAGCAGGCUCGCCAGCGUGUCGUCACUUAUAGUACCGGACAAAUUGUUCCUUUGAUGCACAUUCCAUUGCCCCCGCAGGCGGCUGCAUGUGCAUAUCAUACGGGUCAGCCGAACUACGCGCCUUCUACCUUUACGGCUCCUGCUCCAGCGCCGUCGGCGCCUUAUGUUUCUGCCCUGAACUCUGGCGUGACCUCUACUAGCGCCUAUGGUCAGGCUCCCACUGCUCCGUAUGCCUCUCAGGCGCCGACCUACAAUAGUCAAGUGGUGGAGCAGAAGCCCUACAGUUACCAGCAAAUUCCGGUGAUCCCGUCUCUCCAUGCUCCAUACCAGGCUGCUAACACUGCGUUCCCUACGCCUUCGAAUUCCAACGAAUCUCUACUGGACACUAGUCGUCCAUCGAACGAUUAUGGCGACCAGAGAGUUGUGCAUUUGCAGAGAUCGGUACCCGCCGGCCACGCGGGCUGGCUUGUGCCGCCGCCGAUCUCCCAGCCGCGCGGAAAU
Molecule: messenger RNA, 1071 nt
Organism: Mesorhabditis spiculigera
Lineage: Eukaryota; Metazoa; Nematoda; Chromadorea; Rhabditida; Rhabditidae
Source: the annotation of a GenBank genome assembly